Vitis riparia (riverbank grape) is the source of this 1825-nucleotide messenger RNA. RefSeq lists its product as uncharacterized. The transcript has 9 exons. Gene Ontology annotation, cellular component: nucleus. Lineage: Eukaryota; Viridiplantae; Streptophyta; Magnoliopsida; Vitales; Vitaceae. The record is from RefSeq and is a predicted model, not a curated record. Bases 260 to 1468 code for a protein of 402 amino acids. Gene Ontology annotation, biological process: regulation of DNA-templated transcription.
UCUAAUUUCUAAUUUCCCUUCACCCUUUCGUCCCCCUCCUGCAACGCCGUUUGAGCAAAAUCGAGUAGGGCAAAAAAGGAGUGAAGAAAGAAAGGGAAAAUAAAGGAAUUCCGUUUUUGGAUAGACGGAAAGGUCCCUUAGGAAUGAAAGUUAGGGGAUAUUAAAGGGGAAUCCGAAACCCUAGCUUCAUCUCCCUCAUCAGUGAAAUCCAAUUGUGUUAAAAGUGAAAUUGAAGAAUUAAUCGCCGGAUUUGAACUUGAUGGCUUCGAAAAAGAAAGAAUUCGAGGGUAUAUCGUUGUUGGCGGUGUACAAUGAUGAGGACAUGGAUGAUAUUGAGAACGAAGAAGAUGGAGAUGAUACAGAAGAAGAUUUAAAGAACAGUGAUAGGGAGGUCAAUUAUGAGAACACGCCUCCACUUCUCGAUGUCAAUUCCACACCGAAGACCACUCCCCAACAGGCUCAGAUUCCUUCUUCCUCUCCGCUGCCCCAGCCGAUGUUGUUGGAUUCUCAGAAGCCUGGAAGAGGAAGGCUCACUAUCGUUGAUUAUGGCCAUGAUGAAAGUGCAAUGUCACCUGAAGCCGAGGAAGGGGAAAUUGUAAGCAUUGGUCGUGUCAUGUUUGGCCUUGAGCUUCAAACUGCUAAUGGUGACUUCCAAGAAAAAAUGUCCCCGGGGACAACGAGCAUUCAAGCAACUCCUCCUCAAUCAUCUGAACAAUUAGAUCCAUCUCAAUCUGAUCUAAUUACUCAUGCCGUAACAGAAGCUGAAGCUGCAGAGGCUGAUGAAGAUGUUAAGAUGACUGUAGAAGCGCUGAAAGAUGUUGAUCCAUUGGAUAAGUUCCUUCCACCACCAACAAAAGCCAAGUGUUCUGAUGAGUUGCAAGAAAAAAUAAACAAGUUCCUUUCAUAUAAGAGACAUGGAAAAAGCUUUAAUGCAGAAGUGAGAAAUAGGAAGGAUUAUCGGAACCCUGACUUUUUGCUACAUGCAGUGAGGUAUCAAGACAUUGAUCAGAUAGGAUCUUGCUUCAGUAAAGAUGUGUUUGACCCUCAUGGAUAUGACAAAAGUGACUACUAUGAUGAGAUAGAAGCUGAUAUGAAGCGUGAAAUGGAGAGGAAGGAACAAGAAAGGAAGAGCAGUCAAAAGGUUGAAUUUGUUGCUGGAGGAGCACAAACUGGAAUCGUUGCUGCUGCUCCAAAAAUCAACAUUCCUCUUCCAGGUGUUUCUACUGCAGCUGAUGCUGUGACGCGGGAUGGUAGGCAGAAUAAGAAAUCAAAGUGGGAUAAGGUGGAUGGGGAUAGAAGGAAUCCUCUUCCUUCUGGAGGGCAGGAUUCUAUGUCAAGUGUAGGGGCACAUGCAGCACUCUUAUCUGCAGCUAAUGCUGGUGCUGGAUACAGUGCUUUUGCGCUACAGAGACGACGAGAGGCAGAAGAAAAGAGAUCUAGUGAAAGGAAGUUAGAGAGAAGAUCUUGACCCCUUCAUUGUAUUGCUUGGCAGUGAAACUUUUUAUAUAAUUUUGAGGAUUGAUGGAAUAGAUCUGGGGGAUUUUGUAGGCUUCUUCCUUGUUAUAUCAUUUAUGUCAUUAUGUAUAUGGCAUGAAAUAGGAAUUCAUUUCCAUCUGAUCAUUGCCUUUGUAAUUCAACCUGGCAUGAUCUCUCUUUAGUUUGAUAUGGCCCUAGAAAUGGUUUUCAAUGGGGCAUAAGCGUCUCAGAUGGAUUUCCUUGCGGUCACUUGCCUUUUAGUGUCACUUAAAAUUAUGUAACUGUACCUGGAUGCUCUAUUGAUAUAGUGGACUAACACAAUUUUAUGAAGCUGCCUCUUUUACUACCU